AAUCUCUCUCUCAGCUCCUUUGACUCCGGGUUCGAUGGAGCGGCCAGCAGUCACCUGGACAGCAGGAGCAGAAGAGAGCCGCUGCCUAGGAUUCUGGGAAAUGGAGACUCCGCUUUCAAGUCGAAACCUCUGCAUGGACAGAUUGACGAGGAGAACAUUGUGAGCGUGUCUGAUUCUGAAGACCAGCGUGAAGCGCUAGGGUUUAGUUUAAAGCGGGACUCCACUCGUGCCAGCAUUCAGAUCGUUCCCAAAAUUACCUCCGACUCUCUGAACCUUGAGAUCAAGGUGAAGCGCUCCGCUACGCUGCCCAAGAACCCCUGGCUGAGCCUCCCGAUAGAUGAUCUGGAGAGCUCUUAUACGGUCACCAUUACACCCAGCUCCUCCAGAGAGCCGAGGAGCCCCGGCCGGGCUCGAGAUCGGCCCUCUCCGACCGAGGAGCUGGGGUCCGCUCCGCACCAGAGUCAGCAGAGCUUCGAGGAGUCGGAGCUGGAUCCUGUGGGAAACGUUCUGUCCAGUACCUUAACAGAUAUCGAAGACAAGCCCAGCAGCGUGGUGGAUGGGGAUCCUUCUCUUCUCUGGGACACGUUUGAUCUUCACAAUCUCAGACAGGACUCUUACGAACGGUUGGACGUGUCUCUCGGUGACUGGGUUCAGAGAGAGCAACAAGAGCUGAGAGAGGUGGAGGAGACUUUAGACAGAGCAGCUGAGAUACUACAGGAGGAGGAGAAUGUGCUUGCACAGGAGGUGGUGCUGGAUGAGCUGUUGAGGUCAGAGGACUUGCACAAACACUGGCCCUUAUGGACUGAAGGACACCAGCUCGAUCCGAUGUCCCCAAGAGAGCUGGCUGAGUCUGGCGUGAUCGGAUUGGACGACAAUGUCCUUCAGAGUGACCUCACUUCCCCUGAAUCAGAGACGCUGAGAUCCUGUGAGGUUUGUGAAGAUGACUCGGACGCCUCAGGAUUAUCCGAUAAAAGUCCAUCCACACGUGAAGGGCCUGUGCAGCGGGACACGGGAUGCCCUGAGGAGCACCGAAGCGGGAUCCUUCGAGGGCUGAGAGACAUUCACGUUCUGGAGGAGCAAAUUAUUCAGGAGCGUGUGAAGCUGGAGGCACUGCGCUGCAGAGAGACGGAGAGUCUGGAGCCGACGGCAGAUCAGGUGAGGGAGAGGAGCGUGUUCCUGCAGCAGCUGGAGCAGGAGAGACGGCAGGUGGAGAAGAUGGAGAGAAGCCUGAGCAGAGAGAUGGAGAGAGCGGGCAAGGCCAAGAAGAGGCUGAGCAAAGGCCACAGGGUUGUGACGUGUUCGGUCAUGGAGAGGAACUCAAUGCUGAAAGAUCUGGACGAGCUGUUGAGGAGCUGUGGGCUCCAGUCGCUCCCAGACUCACACAAACCUCAGCGCACAGACGUUGAGAGAAACUACUCUGACUUGGUUUCAAACGCAGAGGCGUGCCCCAGUCCAGAUCCAGCUGGAGAUGCUGAUCUCUCAGACUCGAGUUUGACUUCUGAGCCUGCUUCCACCGCGAGCCUCGGACGUCUUGACUCUGAAUCCCUUCAGUCUGGUCACAGUGAGCCGGUUGCAUUGAGUGGUUUGUCUGAGACUGGAAAACUGGAAGUUAUCCCACCCAGAGCAAACGUGCAUCCUGAGCAUUCGGAGGAUGAAGAGUCUUCCUGCGACUGUCCAGACGGUGCAGCUCUGCUGGAGACGGGUGAAGCGUUCUCGACUCAGGACCGUGGUGAUGUGCGAGGUGCGUUUGAUCCUGGAGGCACCUCCGAUGGGAGCGUCGACCGCACUUGUCAACCAGAGGAGAGACGUCCAUCAGACUGUGAAGCACAGGUGGAAUCAGGGCUGUCAGUCGUUCCCUCGAAGCUCAUGCAGAACAACAACAACAACACCGCAUGGCUGUGCAGUGGACAGAGCCCAGGGCACUCCGAGGACUCCAGGUCUGUGGUCCGUGACGCUGGAGGAUCCACGAGAGCGGCCUGCGGAUCUACUCUCCAGCAGCUGCAGCUCCACGCAUCCAGCAGACAGAUGAGUGAUUAUAAGACGCCCAUCGUGCUGGACACAGGGUCCGGUCUGAUGAAGGCUGGGUUUGCAGACCAGGACCUUCCUACUACAGUGUUCCCCACCGUCAUCGGCCGUCCCAAAUAUGAGGAAGUAAUGAACGGCAGUGUGGAGCGAGAGCUGUAUGUGGGGCAUGAUGCGCAGCACAUGAGAGGAGUGCUAACCCUGAAGUAUCCCAUCAGAAACGGCAUUGUGAGCAACUGGGAUGAGAUGGAGAUGAUCUGGCAUCAUGCGUUCCAGCAGCUGUGUGUGUCUCCGGAGGAUCAUCCCGUGCUGCUGACCGAAGCUGCCAUGAACCCGCUGCAGAACCGCCAGCGCUCGGUGGAGCUGAUGUUUGAGGCCUUCAGCGUCCCGCUCGCCUUCGUGGCCCUGCAGGCCGUUCUGGCGCUCUACGCCUCGGGACGAACCACCGGGGUGGUGCUGGACUCUGGGGACGGCGUCAGUCACACGGUUCCUGUGUUCGAGGGUUACUGUCUGCCUCACGCCGUGCAGCGCUUUGAUCUGGCCGGAUCCCACGUCACCCUGCAGCUCCAGAAGCUGCUGCUGGAGCAGGGUGUGUGCAUGCAGACGUCUGCGGAGCUGGAGAUCGUGCGUGAGAUGAAGGAGAGGUGCUGCUGUGUGGCGCUGGAUUACGACGCAGAGCUGAAGAGCGCCUCAGAGGUGCACUACACACUUCCUGACGGGCGGAUCGUCUCUCUGGCCUCCGAACGCUUCCGGGCACCGGAGAUCCUCUUCAGGCCGGAGCUGAUCGGGCGAGAUCAUUAUGGGAUGCACGAGAGUGUCUUCAGAUCCAUCCUGCAGUCAGACAUCGACCUGCGGCGCAGUUUUGUGGGAAACGUCCUGCUGUCAGGCGGGAACACACUGCUGCCGGGGCUCCCUGCACGUCUGCGGCAGGAGAUGCGGCUCCUGUGUCCGGCGGAUCUGAGCGUGAGCGUCAGCAGCCCGAGCGAUCGAGACUUCUCCGUGUGGCGCGGCGGAGCGGCGCUGGCCAACAUGGCCGACCUCAGCAGCGCCUGGAUCAGCGCAGACGAGUACGAGGAGUUCGGCCCGCAGAUCGUCUUCAGGAAGUGCUUCUGAGCCGUCACCCAUCUUAAAACGCUUUUAACACUUUUAGACAGGGUUUUUGUUGUUUUUGGUGCUGUAGAGUGUAUUGAAGGUGCCAAGUGUUGAUGCGAGUCUUGUAGGACUCUUCCUGAGCAUGUUUUUAGUUCCCAAGAGAAAAAUGACCUUUCUGAGCUCUACAUGCAUACACUGGUUGUAUCAAUCAGAUUGUCUCUUUGCCAUUUUAAUUAUAAUCUAAUCAAUCAUGUCUAAUAUGUAAAUGUGAUCGUUAAAUAUAUCUAUGAGAUAUUAAUGUGACCUUUUCAGUGUUUUGAUGCUUUUCACGAGGCUCACAUUGCAGCUAUUACUUGCGUCUGUAUUUACAUCUGAAUCUGCUUCACUGUACUGGACGUGCUACGGAUCCUUCCCUCCAUCAUGUGUUUCUCAGCUGUUCCUCAGACACUGUGUGUGUGUGUGUGUCUGCUGUUUUGAUUUGCUGAGCAGGAUUGAUUUGAUUUGCAUAAAUCUCACUUCACAUCUUUUCAUUUGUAUCUUCACUUGGGUUUUGUUUCAUCUGAGGUGGUUCUGAGCUGCAUAUGGAUCCGUCAGCGGCUCGUCUGUUCAUCUCUGUGAGGUCUGCUCUCGUUUACGUGAUGUUCAUUAGCUGAUCCAAAUCCUGUUGUGUUCAGUUUAAACGAAGCGCUUGGUAUGUUGCUCAAUGUGAAUGCAGUGUGAACCCAGCUUGUGUUUAGCAUCUGUGUCUGUUAACUGGCUAAUGUCUGGACCUUUUUACAAUAAAUAUGAUUUCUAAACCAGA
This is a messenger RNA of Cyprinus carpio (common carp), 3916 nucleotides long. RefSeq lists its product as uncharacterized. The record is from RefSeq and is a predicted model, not a curated record. Bases 826 to 3135 code for a protein of 769 amino acids. The transcript is spliced from 11 exons. NCBI's taxonomy places the organism in Eukaryota, Metazoa, Chordata, Actinopteri, Cypriniformes, Cyprinidae.